UGCACUGAGCCAACCACUGGCCUUCGCCAAGAUGGCUACCCCCAUGCACCGGCUGAUCGCUCGCAGGCAGGCUGAAGCAAAUAAGCAGAAUGUGCGUUGUCAGAAGUGCCUCGAGAUUGGACACUGGAGCUAUGAAUGCAGUGGGAAAAGGAAAUAUGUCUACAGACCUUCCCGAACAGCUGAACUAAAGAAAACCUUGAAAGAAAGAGAGGCAAGGAUGAUUAUAGGCCAAAGCAGUGGCAACAAUGUUCCAGACACAAAAGGAAAGAAAAAAAGAUCAAAAAGUGUUACAAGCUCCAGUAGUAACAGCAGCAGUAGCAGUAGCAGCAGCAGCUCUGAUACCGAAUCCUCUUCAGACAGUGAAGACUCCUCCAGCUCUUCUUCAUCUUCUGAGGAUAGCGACAAAAGCUCCUCAAGCUCCUCCUCUUCUCCGUCCUCCCAGAGCUCAACUUCCUCAUCUGAAUCUGACUCCGAAACCAGCAGUACCACCACCAGUAGCGAUGACAGCAGCAGCGACGAAGCCAGUAGUUCAGAAGAUGAGCCGCUCAGAAAGAAAAGAAAGAAAUAACGUUGGUAAAACAGUUUUGUCGCUGGAAAUCAUUUUCAAGAUCCCUGCAUCAGCAACAUUUUUUAUUCCAUCUAAAGAAUGAGAACUUGCAGACUAAGCGUAGGGAAAAUGGAUUUCUCACAUGCUGAAUGCAGUGUACAACAUUGACAUAUCUUUAAUCCACGUAGAUUUUAGACACUUUUUUUUUUUUUUUUUUUUUCUUCUUCUUCUUCGUAACACGGAUAAUGGAGGCGGAAACGCUGUUAUAUGCCGUGUUUUGUUUUGGUUUUUUUUGGGGCUCUAAAGGCCAUUUUCAAAGUAUGACGUCGUUACACAGACGUGGAUAAUAUCUGCCACACAUGGUGGGACUAUUUUAAUAUGUACAUAAGUUGUAUGUAUAAACUGUGAAAUGCUUCCUUUUUUGUCUUUCCAAAAUAUUAACAGGGUGUAAACUACAAAGCAAGGUUUAACCUCAUAUUUGAAGAGUCCUAUGACACAUUUAGUAUCGGAGAGGGAAUUAUUUUUUAUAGAGGACUAAUGAAAAAGAAAAAGGUUUAUUGUUGAGAGAGCCUAUUGUAUCAGAAUGGAUCGUUCAUUGAACGGGUUCUAUUUUUAUGGUUAGAGAAGCAAUUCCCAUGCUGUUGAAUGUGACUUUUUGGUGAGGAUUUUCUCUGUGAGAUUGAACAGAUCACAAACUGUUAUUUUAAUGUAGUUCCCCAAGUGCCAUGUUGUUGAAGGUCAAUGCAUAACCACACCUCUUGUUGCAGGCUCUUCCAGCACCAAAAGGGUUAAUGGUCUCCUUGUAAACUGUUCUGAAUCAGUAUAAACUGUGUGCCUUUUUUUACAUAUAAUUUGUCAUUGAAAGAAUGUGUAGCCUUAAAUGUGCAUAUUAUCAAAAUUACUUUGUACAAUCUUGCACCAAAAUUUAAUGUAAACUGACCAUUAUUAGCAUGUUGUGCAUUUUAGUGCUUUUUAUAAUUUUUAUUUG
This is a messenger RNA of Pelobates fuscus (common spadefoot toad), 1535 nucleotides long. RefSeq names its product zinc finger CCHC-type containing 10 (gene ZCCHC10). The coding region runs from base 32 to 568 and encodes 178 amino acids. Lineage: Eukaryota; Metazoa; Chordata; Amphibia; Anura; Pelobatidae. Gene Ontology annotation, molecular function: zinc ion binding; nucleic acid binding. The record is from RefSeq and is a predicted model, not a curated record. The transcript is spliced from 4 exons.